UUCCCAUUGAAAACCAUUUUUACCUUGAGUUUGGUGUGUUUGUUCCCAAGCUUGAUGGAUCAAACUGGAGGAAUGGCCAGAUCUCUCUACGAAGCAGCCAAAUCAGACAACGUGCAUGAGCUUAAUGAGUUUGGGGAUCUGCGAAAAGUUGCGAAUGCGGUAACGCCAGGGGGAAACACGGCGCUGCACAUUGCAGCCUAUGAUGGCUCUCUGCAAAUCCUUCAAAAUUUGCUUCAACGCUCACUUGCCGAUGAAGAGUAUGGGAUGACAUUUUUAAAAGCUAAAAAUAAGUUGGGAAACACAGCGUUGCACGAAGCGGCAUAUGGAGGAAAUGAGCAAGUCGUAAAUAUUUUAAUGACGGAUUGCCAAGAUUUGAAGAAUGAGAUCAACCUAGAAGGUGAAAGCGCUUUGUUUAAAGCUUGUGAGGGAGGUCAUGUCAAGAUCGUUCAAUUGUUGUGUCCUACGACAGAUAUGAGCAUGGAGUAUUACAAAAGAUCUGAUGGUCAAACACCUUUACAUCUUGCAGUCUCUAAAGUAAAUGCAGAUGUAAUUGGGGCGCUUUUACGCCACAAACCUGAACUUGCCACAGAAGUAGAUAAUUUUCACAGAACUCCGUUGCAUAUGGCUGCAUUGUUUCAAUUUCCUGUUGGGAUAAUUCCAUCCUUUUCAAGGGAUCGGGAGAAACUUCCCUUAAUUGGAGAGAUGCUUAUAAGAGAAAAUAAUUUUUCUUGUUACAAAGUUGACCUGAAAAAGCAGUCUGCACUUCACGUUGCAGUCAAAGAGGGGAACGCAGCUUUAGUGAAAGUCAUAUUAAAAUACAGCAGCGACUGUCUAGAAAUGGUAGACGAGGAUGGCAGAACUGCUUUGCAUCUGGCAGUGAAUUAUGCCCCUCAAAUAUUUGAGAGAGUUGGAGGAGAUAGGCUGAAAGCUAUAAUAUCCUCGGUAAUGUCAAAGAGACUGAUUAAUUGUAUUGAUAACAAAGGGCAAACGGCAUUCGAUAUCGCGCUACAGAAGGGGAAUGAAGACCGACGACUUUAUAGGAGUAUUAUAGGAUAUUUACAUAAUCAUGGUGCUUUUAAGAAGAUUAUUGAUGAGGACUCAAGCACCAUCCUAUCAAUUAAGGCCGAAACCUGGAAAUCAGAUAUCAUAUCUGUAAGUGCAGUCCUAAUUGCAACAGUUGCUUUUGCUGCAGCUUUUACUCUACCAGGAGGUAUUGAAACCAAAGGACAGGGCCCACCAGCCCCUAUAUUGAUUAACUCUAUUCUCUUCAAGGUGUUUGUGAUAUUUGACGCACUGGCCUUUUGUUAUUCUAUUGGUUCUGCGAUCCUGCUUAAUUUUGCAUGUUUUGCUAGCCAAGUAGAAGAUCCGGUCAUAUCUGAGAUCAGUUCGAAUGCGUUAUGGGUAGCACUGGUAUCAUUAUCAAUAACAUUUGGUGCAGCAAUACAUUUGGUGGUGGCAUCAAAGUGUCUGUGGUUGGCUGUGCUGGUGUGGGUAAUGGUGUGCCUUCUUCCUGUAUGGAUAAGGGCAAUGUCAAUAGCAGGAAAAGCACACUUGUUUCCACGUGACCGCUAUAUCUUAGCGGAAGGUAUCGGUCUUGUAUACUCCGUGUUUAUUUCCAUCGCUUGGGUAGCUUGGGUGGUAUUCUUCUUUGGUUUAAUUCAUCCUUCAUGGUGUUGGCUUCGAAAGAAGAUCUAUGGAAUCAAUCUUUGGAAGAAGCUGAAGAUGAAAUCAAAUCCAGGAUUUAACCAGAUAUGCAGUUAACAGUAUUUCGUACAGUGUAUCAUAUAUAUGGAUGAUUACAUAGUAGAUAUCUUCAAAAAGCUUUGAGCUAGUACAAGGUUCAUGUACUAAGAUCUAUUUCAAGAAUCCUAGUAUUAAUGUUUAUUGAGUGAGU
Messenger RNA from Cryptomeria japonica (Japanese cedar), 1894 nucleotides. RefSeq names its product ankyrin repeat-containing protein NPR4-like. The coding region runs from base 55 to 1761 and encodes 568 amino acids. The record is from RefSeq and is a predicted model, not a curated record. The transcript is spliced from 3 exons. Gene Ontology annotation, cellular component: plasma membrane. Gene Ontology annotation, molecular function: protein phosphatase regulator activity; protein phosphatase 1 binding. NCBI's taxonomy places the organism in Eukaryota, Viridiplantae, Streptophyta, Pinopsida, Cupressales, Cupressaceae.